This is a messenger RNA of Scomber japonicus (chub mackerel), 1320 nucleotides long. RefSeq names its product sp9 transcription factor (gene sp9). NCBI's taxonomy places the organism in Eukaryota, Metazoa, Chordata, Actinopteri, Scombriformes, Scombridae. The record is from RefSeq and is a predicted model, not a curated record. Gene Ontology annotation, molecular function: DNA-binding transcription factor activity, RNA polymerase II-specific; RNA polymerase II cis-regulatory region sequence-specific DNA binding. The coding region runs from base 1 to 1320 and encodes 439 amino acids. Gene Ontology annotation, biological process: regulation of transcription by RNA polymerase II. The transcript is spliced from 2 exons.
AUGGCUACGUCUAUACUUGGGGAAGAACCACGGUUUGGAACUACACCUCUAGCUAUGCUGGCUGCAACUUGCAACAAAAUUGGUAACACCAGUCCCCUUACGACUUUACCUGACUCCAGCGCUUUCUCAAAAGGUGGAUUUCAUCCGUGGAAAAGAUCGUCGUCCAGCUGCAACUUGGGAUCCAGUCUGCCCGGUUUCACAGUAGCAACAAGCCGCGCCACAACAGGACUAACACCGACGAGUGGCACAGGCAACAGCGCCUUUUGCUUAGCCUCCACAUCCCCGACCUCUGCUGCGUUUUCCACAGAGUACAGCGGUUUGUUUUCCAACUCCGCCAGCGUCACAUCCCAAGAGUCUGGACAGUCGGCUUUUAUCUCCAAAGUCCACACAUCAGCAGAGACUCUUUACCCGCGGGUGGGCAUGGCGCACCCGUACGAGUCGUGGUACAAGUCCGGUUUCCACUCAACCAUCUCUGGUGAUGUUACCAACGGCGCGUCCUCGUGGUGGGAUGUCCACACUAACCCCGGGUCGUGGCUCGAUGUCCAGAAUCCCGCGGGCACCCUCCAGACCUCGCUGCACUCCGGGACACCCCAAGCCAUCCACUCCCAGCUGAGUGGUUACAACCCGGACUUCUCCUCGUUGACCCACUCGGCGUUUAGCUCCACUGGAAUCAGCCCUUCUGCGUCUCAUCUGCUGUCCACCAGUCAGCACCUGUUAACGCAAGACGGAUUCAAAACCGUCAUCCCCACUUACACAGACGCUUCGACCGCCAACGCCAUGAUUUCAGGUGGCAGUUCAGGAAUAAGUAGCUCCUCGAGGUCGUCCAGGCGGUACUCCGGCAGAGCAACAUGUGACUGUCCCAACUGCCAGGAGGCUGAGCGGCUGGGACCCGCCGGGGCCAGCCUGAGGAGAAAGGGACUCCACAGCUGCCACAUUCCCGGCUGCGGUAAAGUGUAUGGGAAGACGUCUCACCUCAAAGCUCAUUUGAGAUGGCACACCGGCGAGCGGCCUUUUGUCUGCAACUGGCUUUUCUGUGGCAAAAGGUUCACUCGGUCCGAUGAGCUCCAGAGACACCUUCGCACCCACACCGGCGAGAAAAGGUUUGCGUGUCCGGUGUGCAACAAGCGCUUUAUGCGCAGUGACCAUUUGAGCAAGCACAUCAAAACGCAUACGGCCGGUGGAGGAGGCAAAAAGGGGAGCGACAGUGACACCGACACCAGUAACCUGGAAACCCCGAGAUCCGAGUCCCCAGAACUUAUAUUGGAAGGGGUAAAUCCCAGGAUCACUGUUAAGGAUCCAUCUCCCCACGACGAGCCCUAA